This is a messenger RNA of Cladophialophora yegresii CBS 114405, 2826 nucleotides long. RefSeq lists its product as uncharacterized. Bases 1 to 2826 code for a protein of 941 amino acids. The transcript has a single exon. The record is from RefSeq and is a predicted model, not a curated record. NCBI's taxonomy places the organism in Eukaryota, Fungi, Ascomycota, Eurotiomycetes, Chaetothyriales, Herpotrichiellaceae.
AUGGAUCCCACUAUGCCGACUAUCGAGGGGAUCGAGGCCGACCUUGAAAUGAACGACGCACCCGCCUAUGUUGAGCCUCCUGCUCGUAUAGCUGCGCGCUUCUAUCGGAGAUCUUCCUCGCGCCGGCGAUCCUCUGCCAAUUCCUCCCGCCGAAGCUCCUUGUCCUCGAUCCAUUCGCAUUCCUCGGUGCUCUCGAGCCAUGGGGGCCCCCACAGCACACAUAUCGCCCAGCACCUUCGACGAGCCUCAAUCAUUGAAUCCAGAAAGGCUCGUCUUGCAGACAGGGCCGCACACGCGGAGCAGGUCAGAUUACGUGCGGCCGCUGCGAAGGCGGCGCAAAGGGUCUCAUACAGCGAAGAGAAGACUCUGGCUGCACAGGCGGCGCGUGAGAAGUUGCUCGCCGAUAUUGCAGCGCGGUGUGAAGAGGAGGUAAGGCGGGCGAAAAAGAUCGCCGAAGAGACCAGGGAGAAAAGGGCCGCCGAAAUGGCAAGACUUAAGGAAGAAAUGGCCGAGAAGUACGCUGAGGCAGACAGAAGGAGGACCGUGUACCAGCAGGGAGUGCGGAGGCCACGCACCACUUCUCUUGCGGCAGUCGAGGAGAAGAAAGUCGCUCCGGCAGCUCUAAAGCGUUCAGACCGUGUCUACGCCGCAAAAGUCAUUCAACGGUCAUGGAGACGCCACCGCAAACGCGAGAUCCUUGCAAACUUCUCUGCUCUGGAGCUGAACUUGACGCGAGCUAGGACAAUCACUUUUGAAGAGUUGACACGAUUUAUCUCAGAGCAACGGACCACUGCCGCCACCACGUCAGUACUAAAGUACCUCGGGGUCAUAGAUGCAGACCAAGGUACAACAGGAACUGUGCGGGUUUUCCUCAGCGGGUAUUUGAUUGCCGCACACCCGGUGCAAGCCUUCAGUCACGGUGGAAGUCAACCACAGGAGCAGACUGUGCUGACCAAAGCUGAAUCGCUCGUUCACAUUUUCGAGGCUUGUAUCAAGAUAUUGAUUUCGGGGUCGCCCACGGCUUCCCUUCAGUCAGGCAAGGACGCUCUCUCUUUCGCUCUGAACGACUUUAUUUCAACCUUCCAUGCUUGGAAGAGCCAGGACCUGGGAGUCCUUGUUGAUAUUAUGGUCAGUUCAUUUGUCAAUCUGGAUCUUAUUCUGCAAGCCACCAAAAACGAUCAUGAUGGUCACGUGGCCGAAGACUAUCUCGAUGCUGUGCGACAGGAGCAAGUCAAAUUGCUUGCUCGUCUGAAGAGGCUCGCGGGCCCAGAAGAAGCGCUUUCAAGGGUCCGUGUUGCCGUGAGAAAGGCUCGCAAGCAAAGGGCGUCUGAAAUGCGACAGCAAGGGGUUAAGCAAGUCCCUCGAGGAUCGACGCCUGUCAGUAGAGAUGGCGCAACUCCUUCAGGGGCCCUCAUGACGCCCCCUUCAACUCCACAGCCUGCUCAACAAGGUGUAGACGCGAAAAGUCCGGUCUUUGCCGACAGCCUCUCCAGAAUAAUGACUGUGCUGCCGUCGAAUCGCGAGAUUGCGCAUGAGAUGUUGAUCAAUGGCAGUUUUGAGGUGCAGCAGCGACCCUGGACGAAUGCGCACAAAGGCUUCGUGGAUUUACUUCGAACCAGCAUGCGUAACAGCAUGCAAAGCGGGAGCAAUGCAGCCACUACGAGGUGGACCCAUGCUAUGGCAGUUCUCAUUCGUGAGAAAUUGAUGAAUCUGAUCAGCCCACGGCAUCCCCUCUACGAGCGAGUGGACGGUCUUCUGGAUCCACAGUUAAUCGCCCAACAGUCUCGCAAUGGCAUGUUUUCAUAUGAGUCGUUCUUCGCGACAAUUGCAGGUCUCAUUUCGCAGAUUUGUUCCCCUGGCCGGGACGAGCUUGUCAGAUCAUUUGCAACAAAUACCUCCGACGAUAUCAUCGAUCGUCUUUUUCAGCUAAUCAAUAUUGUUGACCUAAUGACGCUGGACCACAUCAACUUUCAAUUCCGGUUGGCGUCGCAGGCGGUGCUUGAGCACGGGCACGAGCACGAAAUGGCGUCUUUCGAGCGAGAUCUUGACCAAGGUUUGCAUACGCUCGAACGAACGAAGCGUUGGUGGGCGGAUGCCAAAUUAGUGAUAACCGGACAAAAUCCAAGUGGCAAUGCCAUCUACGCAAGGGGGCUGUCAGAACUCGUUCUACGCAACUCACAUUUGAGCUCUAGCGAUCUGCCGGAAACACUGCAUUUGGACUCCGUUCGCCUACUGAAACUGAGAGCUCGCGCGUUCCAGAUGAUAGCCGUCUCAUCGAUCCUUCUCACCACCAAAAUUCGACUGAGGCGCAACAGGGAAUCACUCUGGACGAAAGAUGCAGAUCGGCUGAUGUCGUUGGAUCUUGUGACGGUUGAUCCCAGUCGAGUAGUCUCGCUGGUCGAGACGUCACACAUGAUGCCUGAAGCUACCAAAGAGGGUUUGUCCAACUUUGUUGGGCGAGUUCUCCCUGCAGCCGUUGCUGCAGCCAAAAAUGCGAGCGCGGCGGAGCAGACUGGGGAGGAUGCGGUUCACGGUCACAGCACAGAUGUCCCUGCCGAAAUUUCCACAGGAGACGUCUUCAGCGAGCAGAUUGCUUGUUUUCUCCUCAAAUCUCUCCGAGAGCAUGUGUUUGCCAGGCUCGCCGCUAGUGGCACAGCUGAGCGGGUAAGAACCACAACGAGUGCGGCGGAAGUGCUAGCCAGGGCGGGCAUGCCAGAGUUCUUGGCAGAGGUCAAUCGCCUGGUCGACUCGCUCGACAAGAUACGGUCGGUCGAUCUGAAAAGCCAUGAGAAAUGGUAUGAUCUACUGUCGGCCGAGGCUGCUUAA